AUGCCUGUUGCUUCAAGAUUGAUGGUACGUGGCGAGAAUCCACUGGUACUUAAUCAAGAGGAAUUGAGAUUGACCUCUCCGCUAAAUUCAGACACCAUCUUGAGGGACUUUGGGAACGAGAAGAGUUCAGUCAGAUUUUACUGUCAUACCCACAGGAUGCCAGCCAUUGAUCUUUUCUCCUGUGGUCAUCUUUGUCAAGAUUUUUUCUGUCUUCAUGAGGAGAAAUCAGAGGGAGAAAGGACAGUGACUAGGUGUCUGACAAAUUAUUCUCAGGAUCUGGUGAUCCUUGAGGAUGUGGCUGUGGAAUUCAUCCAGGAGGAGUGGACUUUGCUGGAUCCAACUCAGAGAAACCUGUACAGAGAUGUGAUGCUGGAGAACCACAAGAAUCUGGUUGCAGUAGGUGGAACAAGAAGGAAAGCUGAGGAUAGUGGGAGAAGUUCUGCAAAGUAAGGGAAAAGGGAGAUGUGAUUCUUUAUGAAAAACAGCAGGAAUCCAUGAGAGCUACAGUCCAUUUGGAAAUGUUGAACAGGAAGCUUUUGAAGAUGGAUUUUUCCUGAGAAUGCUGGUGCCUUUGGUUUCUGAGGUUCCUUGGGUCCUUCAAACUUCUCUUUAACUUUUCAUCUACUUUCUGAAACUUCCUUUUGACCUGACAGUAAGAUCUAUUUCUUCUUUAAAUUCUACCUUUAGUUCUUCAUUCAUUUUCUUUCAGCUUUGUUUUCCUGGUUAUGUUGCUCUCUGUUCACCAUCAGUCUCCACAUGUAUAGAAUCAUUUCUUAGAGAAUCACUUACCAAUUUGACCAGCACCCUUUUUCAAUGCCAAACUCUUAAUAUAGUCAGACUUUUCAAUCUCUGUAUGUUCAUGUCUUUUUUUAUUUUGUAAUCUAUAUUAAGUCAGUCUUUGAAAGUAAAUAGGCAUUGGUCUUUAUUUUUAACUUCUUUCCAUCAUUUAUUCCUCCAAGACCUUAAUUUUUUUUUAAUCUUAUUUCAGAUUGGGAGAUUUGUCUUAAUACCAAAUGGUCAGCACCUCAGCAGAAUAUUUUGCAGGGGAAAACACCCAAUGGGUAGAAAUGGUGAGAUUCAUAGUGUGUAGUUCCUUGCCUUCCACAACAGUGGAAGUUUGGAAAUUCCAUAAGAUAGAAAAGCAGCACAAAACCAUAACAGACACUUGGGGCUAGUGUUAUUCAUCCUAAAUGAAACCGUUUCUCAUAGAGUCUCUGAGCAUUAUGAAUUUGACAAGUACUUUAAACACUCCCCAAAAUACAUUCACACAUUGUUAGCUCAAUAUUUCAUAUAUAGAAUUCAGAUAAAGUUUUUGAAAAGUAAUUUCAUCUUGAUCAAUUAUCAGCUAAAUGCUAUAAGAAUCCCUGUGAAAGUAAAGACUACAAAAGGAAAAAAAAGACUGCAAAAGAACUGUUUAGCAGAAUGGUCUCUUCAUUCUGCCUGAAAGCACUCAGGUCUGGAACAAUGCAUUACAUACAGUGAAAAUGGAAGAGAAAACAAAAAACUUUAGUCAUACUGAUUGGUUUCCUCUAUAGUAUAACAAUUCAA
Molecule: messenger RNA, 1548 nt
Organism: Panthera uncia (snow leopard)
Lineage: Eukaryota; Metazoa; Chordata; Mammalia; Carnivora; Felidae
Product: zinc finger protein 426-like
Exons: 4
Coding region: 1-450 (149 amino acids)
Biological process (GO): regulation of DNA-templated transcription
Source: RefSeq, a predicted model, not a curated record